AUGGCUAAUGAGCCGACAUUCAUCCGUCAAGCAUCUUUGGAAGCAUCCCAGGUUGUACCGUUGUUCGAUUCACCCUCAAGUACAUUUCUAUCAAAUCCACCAUUUAAACCAAAAGCGGGCGAAGUUUACGUUUUAAAAUUAGAUCCUGGACAUGAAAGCGAUGAAAAUAUUGCUGAAGAAUUUCCACAUGGUAAUUCUAAGAAAAAUACAAAACCAUUUUUUCGUACUCGACCAUCAUUAUUAAAUAAAUUGAUUAAUGAAGCAGCAAAUGGCGAAACAGCUGCCAUUUAUCGUCAACUGACUGGUCAAACAAAAGAAAACGACGAGAAUGAUAAUGAGGAUAAUUCUCCACCAGCUUCACCUAACAAUGGCAAUGAUCGCGAUUCGCCACCUCCUGCUGCUACAAUCACCGAAGUAUCAACAUCUGUUUCUUCACCCAAGACAACAACAAUCACAAAGAAAGCUGAACAACAAAAAUCGGCCGUUGGUCCAGAAAUAUUAUCGAUGCCACGAAAUAUUGAACAAAUCCGAAAUGUUAAACGUCGUUUAGCCCGUCGUCUUGUUGCAUCAGCCGAUGAAAUAUCAGAACUAUAUCGUUUUGCUCGUGAAACACCUAAUUUUAUUGCACGUUUUACACUGAUACCACAUGUCAUUGCCGUUGCUUUUUGUCAAGAAUCUGUUAAUGAAUUUAAUCAGUUAUUAGAUAUUGAACCUCAGACCUCAAAAUCACGAGUUCUAAUUACAUUCGAUUCAAGUUUCAAUAUCAAUAACUUUUAUAUAACAUGUGUUUAUUAUCGGCAUAUUGCGUUUCACGAAGAACCAUGUAUUCUGUUAGGUUGUGCAUUACAUAAUCGUAAAACAGAUGAUGUCUAUGAUUAUUUGUUAACAUAUUUAAAACAAAAUUGUGCAAAAAUUGAAGAAAAAUGUUUGUAUGUAGUUGAUUCAGAAUCAAAUUCUCUAACACAAGAAUAUUUAUCAGAAUAUUUGAAAGAUUUGAAACUUAUUCAUACAUGGAAUUAUGUGUUUACCAAUUUGCGAUCAUGGUUGUUAAAUAAUGGUCGAACACAAGCCGAUUAUCAAUUUUAUAAUGCUGAAUUAAAAUCAUUAUUAAUCUGCAAUGAUACACAAGCGUUCUAUCGUCUAUAUGAACGAUGCAAAUCAAAUUGGACACAAGAAUUUAAGCAAUAUUUCGAAAAAAUUAUCUUACCAUUAAUUGAAACAGAUUUAGGCUCAUGGAUAUUGAAAAAAUAUGAUAUUUAUGAUCCAUAUUGUGGAAUUCGAACAAUGUCUUGUGAUGCCAUGAAUAUUGUUGUAACACAUUUACGUGAUUGGCGUGAUGCUCGAUUUGAUACUGGUGCAAUUUCAUUAUAUUGGUUACAAAUUUAUUUUGUUAAUCAAAUACAUAAAAGUUUUUGUCGUAAUGGUUUAUUUAAUUUAAAACAAACCUACGAAAAAUUUUCACAACCGAUUCGUAGUACAGAAGAUGCAAUAGCACAAGCAAAAAUAAUUACACCAGAUAAAAUUGUUGAACAUGUUCGAGGAAAAUUUAUUUCAGUACCAGGUGCAUCGUCAACAGUAACAGCAUCAUCAACAUCAAAAUAUAAUCAACAACAACAUCAAGGACAGACACAUAUUUUGAAGCGGACAUUAGAUAAUGCUCAAAUAUUAACAUUAGCUGUACCACCAGAAGCAAAACAUUUAAAAACAACAUUUGUAGAUCAAACAACGCCGUGUAUUAUAACAGGUGAAAUGAGAAUUUUAUUACAUCAACUUCAAACGAAAAGUAUACCAACGGGUGAGUUUAAACCUUUACUAGGUGGCAGUCGUACAAUGACUGUUCGUCGUGUUCAAACCGUUCAACCGACAACACAAUAUCGUAUUGCUACAGCAACUACAACAAAUCAACAACAAUCUCAGCCACAACAGUACCAUUUAAUAACAACACCCCACCAAGAUGUUAAUGAAAAUUCAAUUCUCUGUAAUACAACUGAUGGAAGUGGUGAUUCAUCAUUAGAUUUAAGUCAAAUAUUAAAUGCAUCGUCAGCAACUCAACCACAAACAAUAGCAAUUGCAAAUAGUUCAUUUUUAAGACCUAUUUGUAGUUCAAAUGUAGUACGACUAACUGAAAGAAUGUUGACAAAACUAACAUCAAAAUAUUUAAUUAUUCGUUUGAAUUCUAUUCGAUUAUUUUCAACCACUACGUCCCUUUUAACACAAGAUCAAGCUAAGGGACACGACAUUAAGAAAACAAUCGAAGAUCAAAAAGAAGGAAAACAUCCAUCACCACAUAAAGAAGCUCCUGUGUGGAGUGAAAAGUUAGCCAGUAGAAGUGAAGAAAUCGUUAAAGCCGACAAACUAGGUGGUGGUAAACCAACUGAACAGUUACAGAAAGACACAAUCAGUCAUGUUCAAAAAAAAGAUAAAAAUGAAUCUACACGUCAAAAGAAAUGA
Didymodactylos carnosus is the source of this 2451-nucleotide messenger RNA. The record is from the annotation of a GenBank genome assembly. Lineage: Eukaryota; Metazoa; Rotifera; Eurotatoria; Philodinida; Philodinidae.